AUGGCAGUAAUCAAUGAGAGCCAUCCUGAAGCAUUUAUUCUUCUUGGCUUUGCUGACCGUCCUUGGCUGGAGCUCCCUCUGUUCAUUAUUCUUCUGGUAACAUACCCCAUGGCCAUGAUGGGGAAUGUCACCAUCAUUCUGGUUUCCAAGUUAGAUCCCCGUCUCCACAGCCCCAUGUAUUUCUUUCUCACCAACCUCUCCUUUCUGGACAUGUGCUACACCACAAGCAUUGUGCCUCAGAUGCUGUUUAAUCUGGGAAGCUCCAGAAAGACCAUCAGCUACAUGGGGUGUGCAGUUCAGCUUUAUGUCUUCCACUUAAUGGGAGCAGCAGAAUCUCUCCUCCUUGCUGUUAUGUCUUUUGACCGCUAUGUUGCCAUCUGCAGACCUCUGCAUUACACCCUCAUCAUGAAUCAACGUGUCCGCAUCUUAUUAGUGUCCACUGUAUGGAUGAGUGGGAUUUCCUAUGCUUUCUCAGAGGCCACUGUUACAUUACAGUUGCCACUGUGUGGCUCUAAAAAGCUAAAUCACUUGUUGUGUGAAAUUCCAGUUCUGAUAAAGACUGCCUGUGGUGAAAAGGAGGCUAAUGAGCUUGCACUCUCAGUGGUGUGCAUUUUUAUGCUAGCUGUUCCUCUAUGCCUAAUUCUUGCCUCUUAUACUAGUAUUGGAUAUGCUGUAUUUAAGAUGAAAUCUGAGGGAAGGAAAAAGGCCUUGGGGACAUGUUCCUCUCAUCUCAUUGUAGUUCUCUUAUUUUAUGGCCCAGCCAUUAGCAUGUACCUUCAGCCCCCCUCCUCCAUCACAAAGGACCAGCCCAAGUUCAUGGCUCUCUUCUAUGGAGUGGUGACUCCCACACUGAAUCCCUUUAUUUAUGCCCUGAGGAAUAAAGACAUGAAGGGGGCAUUGGACAACUUGGUGAGAAUCAUUUUCAAUUCAGGUAGACAGCAAAUGAAAUUAUUUAACAAUUAG
This is a messenger RNA of Nannospalax galili (Upper Galilee mountains blind mole rat), 963 nucleotides long. RefSeq names its product olfactory receptor 2B11-like. Bases 1 to 963 code for a protein of 320 amino acids. Gene Ontology annotation, cellular component: membrane. NCBI's taxonomy places the organism in Eukaryota, Metazoa, Chordata, Mammalia, Rodentia, Spalacidae. Gene Ontology annotation, molecular function: olfactory receptor activity; G protein-coupled receptor activity. The record is from RefSeq and is a predicted model, not a curated record. Gene Ontology annotation, biological process: G protein-coupled receptor signaling pathway. The transcript has a single exon.